Messenger RNA from Megalops cyprinoides (Indo-Pacific tarpon), 3387 nucleotides. Its product is annotated as U2 snRNP-associated SURP motif-containing protein-like. Gene Ontology annotation, biological process: RNA processing. The transcript has 24 exons. Gene Ontology annotation, molecular function: RNA binding. Gene Ontology annotation, cellular component: nucleus. The coding region runs from base 94 to 2796 and encodes 900 amino acids. NCBI's taxonomy places the organism in Eukaryota, Metazoa, Chordata, Actinopteri, Elopiformes, Megalopidae. The record is from RefSeq and is a predicted model, not a curated record.
UCAAUAUGGCGGGUGAAUAACGAAGGUUCAAUACGAUUUCUAACAUCAAAUCGUUACAAAAAUCCACACAGUCGACGCUUGCGCAGUGGGAAUAUGGCAGACAAAAAAGGGAAACAUGUUGCUGUCAAACGGACGUUGACUAAAAAAGAACAGGAGGAGCUGAAGAAAAAGGAAGAAGAAAAGGCAGCAGAGGUUUUUGAAGAGUUUUUAGCAUCUUUUGACAGUAAUGAGAAAAGCGGAGUGAAGACCUUUGUACGCGGGGGGAUCGUGAACGCAACUAAAGAAGAGGAAGCAGCAGAGGUGAAGAAGAGCAAGAUUUACCGACCGGCCACGAAGUUUGCACCACUGUCUCAGAAUGUUUUAUCGACACAGUCCUCUGAAGUCAGGAAGCCUAUUAAAAAGAAGACUGAGGAAAAGAAAAAGAGUAAUCUUGAACUCUUCAAAGAGGAGCUAAAGCAGAUACAAGAGGAGAGGGAGGAGAGGUAUAAAAGGAAGAAAGCUGAACCUGGAGGCUAUGGAGACUUGGACAUACCGCUGUCUCGACGAUCAAUAUUUGAUGAUGACCCUGCUGUGCCAACCACGACCAAUCUGUACAUUGGAUGCAUUAACCCAAAGAUGAAUGAGGAAAUGCUUUGCAAAGAGUUCGGAAAGUACGGGCCUCUGGCCAGCGUGAAGAUCAUGUGGCCUCGCACGGACGAGGAGCGCACCAGGGUCACAAACCGUGGCUUUGUGGCCUUCAUGACACGCAAAGAUGCAGAGAGGGCGCUGGCAGCGCUUGAUGGUAAAACAGUUAUGGGUUUCGAAAUGAAGCUGGGGUGGGGAAAGGCGGUCCGCAUCCCUCCCCAGCCCCUGUACACCCCCAUAGGGGUUCUAAAAAUGUCCACGCCCCCACCCCCAUCCGGCCUGCCCUUCAACGCUCAACCCCGAGAGCGGUUCCGGAACGACUUCACUAAGCCCUGGGGCAGGUCGAAGGAGGAAUUCGAAAAGACUCUGUCCGAAGCCGUAGUCAAAGUGGUUAUCCCAACAGAAAGAAACCUUUUAGGCCUCAUCCACAGGAUGAUAGAGUUUGUGGUGCGUGAGGGACCCAUGUUUGAAGCCAUAAUUAUGAACAAAGAAAAGAACAACCCUGACUUCAGGUUCCUGUUUGACAACAAAAGCCAUGAGCAUGUGUACUACCGCUGGAAGUUGUUCUCCAUUCUCCAGGGUGAAUCCCCCAAUGAGUGGAGGACAGCCGAUUUUCGGAUGUUCCGUGGGGGCUCCCUCUGGCGCCCCCCUCUGUUGAAACCCUAUUUACACGGAGACGAGGACGGCAGCGAAGAGCCCUCGUCUCCCUCCCAGGAGGAAGAGCUUAAGAAAGGCCAGCUGAAGGCAGAGCACAGAGACAAGUUGGAGAACAUUCUGAGAGCCCUCACUCCGCGGAGGGAGGACAUCGGUGACGCCAUGGUGUUCUGUCUGGAGAGGGCGGAGGCGGCCGAGGAGGUGGUGGGGUGCAUCGUGGAGUCCCUGUCCCUCCUGCAGACGCCUCUUCAGAAAAAGAUUGCAAGAUUGUACCUAGUGUCCGAUAUCUUGUACAACUCGUGUGCCAAAGUUGCCAAUGCCUCCUACUAUCGAAAAUACUUUGAAUCAAAACUGCCCCAGAUAUUUGGAGACAUCGGUGAGGCAUAUCGAAACAUUCAGGCAAGGCUUCAAGCUGAACAGUUUAAGCAAAAGGUGAUGGUCUGCUUCAGAGCCUGGGAGGACUGGGCCAUCUACCCGGAGUCCUACCUGAUCCAGCUGCAGAAUAUCUUCUUGGGCCUCAUCAAGGCCGGGGAGGAAGCGGAGGAGAGAGCAGAGGUAACCUCCCCGGACCUGGACGGGGCUCCCCUGGAGGACCUGGACGGUUCGCCCAUGCCCAGCAUGCCUUGGGACCCCACCAGCCUGGACGGGGUGCCCGUGGACGACAUCGACGGGGUUCCCCUGGGCACCCUGCAGGACGACAUCGACGGAAUGCCUCUGGACGAAAGCUCAGAUAAAGAGAAAAGCCUCCCCCAAUCCCGAGUCGCCCUGUCCAAAUGGGAGAGGGUUGACGAUGCAGAGGUCCUGCCCAAAGCUAACACUGAAUCAAAAUGGGACCUGCUGGAAGAACAGGAUUCAGACGAUGAGAUGAACGUUGGUGCGGACGCUAAGGAGGAGGAUGGGGAUACAGGGGAUGACAGCAGCGGAGAGGACUCCUCCAGCCCGUCCAAGUACGACGCUGCCGAAUUCAGAAGCUCCCUGAGCAAAUUCGAGCUGUCCGAGGACAAAAGGACGAAGCUGCGGGAGCUGGAGGUGAAAGUGAUGAAAUUUCAAGAUGAGCUGGAGUCAGGGAAGAGGCCCAGGAAGUUGGGAAUGAGUGUGCAGCAGCAGGUGGAGCACUACAGGAACAAGCUGUUACAGAAGGAGUUUGAUAAGGAUGACCAGGACAGGAAGACUACCCAGAAGUCAAAAGAGAGAGUGAAGAAAGAGGAGAAGAGAGACAAAGCAGAAGACAAGAGUAAAAAGGACAAGGAGAGGAGUAGGAGGGGUAAUAAGGAGGCAAGUCAGGAUCGAGACAGGAACAGGGGCCGGAGCAAAGACGCUGAGGAGGAGAGGGGCCGAGAACGGUACAGAGGAGGCAGCUCCACCUCCCCUUCCAGUGUUGAUUUGAAAAGGGCGAAGUCGAAGUCCCCGAAGAAGUCGAAGCGGCUGCGGUCGCCGUCCCCCGGCAGGAAGUCGAAGAGGUCAAGCUCCCGGUCUCCUCAUCGCUCCCACAAAAAAAUGAAGAAGAGUAAACACUGACCCCGUUCCCCCCCCUCAAAAAACGCCUUCGUCUCUCUCAAACAUCCAACGUGUGUAUAAAGACUCUGCCAACGCUUCCAGUGCCUGGGGCACCCCCUCGCUCGUAUCCCACAAUGCCCCUGGAGUGGCACUCCAGACCCAUCGCCCACACAGUCUCUUCUGUUCACCUCACAGCACACUGGCAAGGACUGCUCGAGCCAAGGUUUGGUACAUUUUUGUAAAAAGAAAGUUUGAAUAUUAUUUGUACGAUUUCAUUUUGCUUUUAUUUUGGUUUAUUUGUUUUGUUCGUUUUGUAAAUCCCUGUUCAAAUCAAAAUAUAUUGCAAGAAUGUCACUGAAACGUCGCAAUAAAUGACUCUUGGCAGAGUUUCCUUGUACUACCGAAACAUAAUGACUCCUGAGUAAUGCAGAAGUAUGCGACAGCAAAUUCUUUAACUGUCCAGUGAUGUCACGGCGGGGUCAAAAAAUGAAAAUAAUAUAAAAUUCCCUUAUCAGAGGGUAGAAGUGAUAAUCCACAACUGAUCUAGUUUACACAACUCUGUGCCCUCAUAUAUUUUUGAUGGAAGGAACACUUUAACCAGUAUCCAUGUCU